UGUGUGAUGGCUAAUGUGUCAUUGGUUUAUGUGGGAGUUUUGUUUCUCAUCGUGGUGACAGCAUCUUUAGCAAACGGUUCCUCAUUUCGCAAAGAUGUGAGCUCGAGGAAGGAGUUGAAGGCGGCCGCGGUGGAGCUGCUCCUGCCCGGCGGAGCGGAGCCCCAGGCCGGCGGAGCGAAGCCCUGCUCCACCUGCGACCCACCGGGCGCCAGGAGGCGUUCCAAGAGGUGCACGUGUUACACUUACACGGACAAAGAGUGUGUGUAUUACUGCCACCUGGACAUCAUCUGGAUCAAUACGCCAGAGCACACUGUACCGUAUGGCAUGUCCAGUUACCAGGGUUCCCUGCGUGUGAGACGCUCCACUGAGCACCGGAGGAGUGGGGAGGUGGCCCAGCGCUGUGUGUGCACGCGGCAGACUGACUCUCGCUGCAGCAGCUUCUGCAUGGACAGCAGGCAGAAGAGACCAGCCCGAGCAGUGCCUAAAAUAAACAAGAGGACAGCAUCUCUACGCAGUGGACCUGAAAUGGACAUAUAAGUGACAUGCUCAAGACCUAGAAAAUGGACAUGACUUGUCUGUUACAUGAGGCAUCCCAUUUUUACUCAGUGCCUGCUCAUCAGACAAACGGAUGUAUAAGCUGCUUGCACAAAAACAGAAAGCUCUCUUACCGCCUGUGUCUGCUCGGCAGGUGUGGACAAUGUUUUUCAUUAUUCUGUCACAGCUGAGGAAUUGUUCAUAUAGCACGCUUGUGUCAACCAUAAAAGACUUUAAUAGAGCUCACACGUAUCCAUGUGUGUGGAGGCCACUUCAAGAGCUGCUGCCAUCAUUGUCCACCACCUCAAUGCAUGAUGUUAAAAUAUUACAUUCUUUACAAAUUCACAACUUGUCGCAGUCACUGAAACGUCCAUUAUAUAAUUUUUUAUUAGGUUGUUCCAUUAGUUAUUUCAGCAUUUCAGUGAAUUACUCCUUUUUUUCCGUGACAUUUAUUGGAGGAAAGGGGACUUUUAUUAAGCUGUAUCUAAGUCUUGUGAAUAUGAAAUGUGUUUCAAUAUAUAUAGGCUCUAAAUUAUAUUUUCGUACAGUAUGUAUAUGUACAAUAAAGGUGUAUAAUAAGAUGUUGUAUAUAGGAUGAUAUAAUUGAUCAUGCUAAUCAACAGUCU
Messenger RNA from Cyclopterus lumpus (lumpfish), 1160 nucleotides. Its product is annotated as endothelin-3. Gene Ontology annotation, molecular function: endothelin B receptor binding; hormone activity. Gene Ontology annotation, biological process: intracellular calcium ion homeostasis; regulation of vasoconstriction; regulation of systemic arterial blood pressure by endothelin. The record is from RefSeq and is a predicted model, not a curated record. The coding region runs from base 7 to 537 and encodes 176 amino acids. The transcript is spliced from 4 exons. Gene Ontology annotation, cellular component: extracellular region. Lineage: Eukaryota; Metazoa; Chordata; Actinopteri; Perciformes; Cyclopteridae.